Messenger RNA from Coccomyxa subellipsoidea C-169, 5020 nucleotides. RefSeq lists its product as hypothetical. Gene Ontology annotation, biological process: mRNA splicing, via spliceosome. The transcript is spliced from 31 exons. Gene Ontology annotation, molecular function: protein binding; mRNA binding; structural constituent of nuclear pore. The record is from RefSeq and is a predicted model, not a curated record. Lineage: Eukaryota; Viridiplantae; Chlorophyta; Trebouxiophyceae; Coccomyxaceae. Bases 119 to 5020 code for a protein of 1633 amino acids. Gene Ontology annotation, cellular component: catalytic step 2 spliceosome; nuclear pore.
CAGUGAUUAGCGACGAUAUGCAAUUGCAAAAUUCAAGAUACAACAAUUCGAUUUUUUUGUUGAGUGCGAUGGAUGCUGUUCACAAUCUGAUUGAACAGUAGAAUUCCGAUUGGUUGACAUGGAUAUCAGGGGCUUCCCCACCUCUCCUAUGACUGUGGGAGGGGAUGGUCCUUACAUGAACCCGCUCUUUGGAGAUGGUUCCACACCCAAGCAGACCGCCUUCACACCUCAUAACAAUCCUGUCUGGUCUCCGCAAGCUGAAGCAGAAGCACACCUGCCACUUCCUCCUCCACCAUCAGACUUUCUCGGCCUGGCCCUGCAGCCAUCAGGUGCUGCAGGUGCACCAGCAGAAGUUGCGGAGGAGGGAGCAUUUGCAGAUGUGAUGGCAGAGCUGAUGCAGGAGGCAUUUGACAGCGCAGAGGCCGUGCGCAGAUUCGCCGUCAUCUGCCAGGACAAUGCUGCUGCGCUGCGGGAGCAGGCAACGCAGCAGCAGAACAGGGCGGCCAGGGCGCUGCGGCUGCAGGAGCAGGCAGCUGCGCUGGAUGCGGAGGCAGCCACCUGGCAGCUGCUCUGGCACCUUUAUGGAGUCCGUGAUGCAACGUUUCCUGCAGGAAACGGCGGGCGGCCCGGGCCGGGCUCCGGGCAGAGUCUCACCAUCGCACAGCGCGCUGCUGGCAUCCUUGCCGAAGAUGAGAAGCUGAAUUGGGUGGCCAGAGUGGUUGCCUGGUUAGAAGCGCUGGCGGCUGAGGCGCUCGACCGCGGCGAGGCGGCGGCCGUGCGAGGCGGCGGCAGCGGAGCGCGGUUUGCGCGGUGGGAGGGCGUGCCGCGUGAGACGCGCCAGCGGCUGGACACCCGAGCCGCGCCGGGCCUCGGCCGUGCCGCCGCCGACGCCAUUGUGACAGAGCUCGACCCCGAUGCGCCCACACGGCAGCAGCGGAGAUGGGCGGACAGCAACGUGAAGGAUGAGGAGCGGCUGAUGCGGCAGCUGUUCCGGCUGGUGCGCUGCGGCCGCCUGGAAGCUGCGCGGCAGCUGUGCCAUGAAGUUGGGCAGCCCUGGCGGGCAGCUUCCCUGGGCAGCGGCGGCGGCCUUGGCCUGAUCCCCCUCGGGGUUGCUGCGGAGCAUGCAGAGGCCAGGAGCGUGGAGGAGUGCGAUGAGGAGCUGGCAUCAGAAGUUGAGCUGGGCAGCGGCACGCUGCGCGCGCUGUGGCGCUGGGCCUGCUACCAGGCAAGCACUUCACAGAUCACUCAUUACCACUCCCUGCAAAGUGCGUCUGAGCGUGUCAGCCAGCCAUCCUCUGGACAGCAGGAGGCCGCACUGUAUGGCGCGCUGGCCGGCAAUGUGGAGCGCGUGCUGCCGGCAUGUGCCAGCUGGCAGGACGCCACAUGGGCGCUGACUCGCAGCUGGCUGGAGGCGGAAGUGGACGCAGCUCUGGAGGUGCCGGCUGCAGACGAGGGCAUCUCUCUGGAGGCGUUGGUUGCGGCGGCAGGGAACUCCAACGCAGACAUUGACGUCCUGGGCGAAGGCCUCAGCGUCGGGCAGGGCAAAUGGCCUCUGGACAAGCUGGUCAGGCAGCUGCCCGGCAGCUUUGAGGAGGUCUUCGGUGCAGCUUCGCGCUUCGUGCCGGCUUCCAGCAGGACGGAAGCUGACAACCCGUCCAGUCAGCAGCGCGUCGUGCAGACAGAGCUCAUCAGGGGCCCAGACCGCUGGUGGAAUCUGCUCGUUGACCGCCUGCCUUCCUGGGUCACACCGGCGGUGGACGAGAUGGCGGACGAGCUGGACAACGCCGAGCCGCCGGGGCCGCGCGCGCAGCCGCCGAAAUGCGCGGCCGGCACGCUGCGCUUUGCCGCGCACUUGGGCCUCGCGCUCAGCGCGCUCGGCCUCGUCCCGCCGCCGCACGACACCGGCGUCAGCCUCCGCCACCGCGACCUGCAGGACUCGGUGAAUGCACUGCUGCAGCUGUACCUGGUGCACCUGAUCGACAGCGGCCAGCACGCGCUGCUGCCGCUCUACGCCUGCCACUUGCGCGCGGACGUGCGCAGAGAGGUGUAUGGCCUGUUCCUGAGCCUGCUGACGGCCAGCGCUGACAUGGACGCAUGCGUGCGCGCCUUCGAGGAGGGCAGCCUCUGGUUCGGCGCCUGGGCCGAGGCCGGCCGCGGCGACGUGGAUCUCACAGAGAUGGCCAUCAUCGUCGAGCAGGUGGCGGAGAAGUCGCGCUGGGGCGUCAAGAGCGGCCCGGUGCUGCGCGCGGCGGCCGCUCGGUGGCUCUGGUUCUCCCCGGCAACGCUCGAGCCGGCGGCGGCGCACGCGAAUCAGCUCCUGCGCGAGUUCGCGCUCGGAGCCGGGGCCGGCCCCGCCGCGGCGGCCGCCGCACUGCUGCAGCUGCUGCCGGCGGAAGUGCGAGCUGCGCUCGAGCAGGGGACCCCGGAGGCCCUCGAGGGUUAUGGCGAUGAGCUGGCAGCGCCCAUGCUGGAGCUGCGGGCGUGGGCUGCCUAUUUUGCCGCUGACAGGCUAUACCGAGAAUGGGCGGAGCUGCACACGCGCCUGUUCUUGGAGCGGCCGAUGCCGCCAUCGCCGGAGGAGCGGCAGCUGCUGCGUGAGAGGGGCGCUGCUGCACUGCAGGCGCUGCUGGGGGCAGUCAGCGACCAGCUGCUGCUCUACAUUGCGCCUGACGGCCUGCCUGGACAGGGCCCACAGACAUUCACGCUGUUCGUCACAGCAGAGCCGGGCCAGGAAGCUUCCGAGGAAGCUGCCUCGGGGGAGGAAUACCCUGUUUUGGCUCCGGAGGAUGCAGCCGCGCUCGCUGCCGAACUCAACCAGGCGUUCGCGGGCGCCCUGGCGCCCGCUGCCGGCCAGCAAUCCCCUGAGCUCUUCGAGCUGCGCAUCGAGGCGCGCUCGGCGGCGCAGCAGCCGCUGCCGGGGGGCGCAGUGGGCCCCCCGGUGCAGGGGGUGGUCCAGGUGGACGCGUAUUGUGGCCUGCCGGAGGGCCUCCCGGCGCUGACUCAGCUGCUGGCCGACGCGCUCAAGGGCCUGCUGCCCGGCUGCCCGCGCCCGCUGCAGGCUGUCAAUCUGGCUGGCCCCGAGACUGCGCAGGCCAAUCUGUGCCAGGCUGUGUGCUAUCCGAGGUCGCUGCUGCGCUGUGCUGCACUCCGACAGGCUCUGCUGGCGCUUGGCGAGCCCGGCAGCACUGGCGAGGAGGUUAUAGAGCUUGUGGCUGGCGGAGGAGGGAACGGUGAAGGGGUGUCCAGAUAUUUUGCACCGGCGGAGAUCCAACAACUGCUGGAUCUGGAGCGCAGCGCUGCUGUGCAUGAAGAGGAGGCAGCGCCUGAUUUGCGUCUCCAACUCGUCAGCGCAGCGCCUGAUGUGGAUACAACAGGACUGGCGCUCAUGGACAACACAGUGGUCCAAAAAGCAGCCACACGACACCUGCAAGAUGCCACUGCGAGGCAGGUGAUGGUGAACCUUCCUUACGAGGAGAUGCAUGCGCCAGUGGUGGGUCCUGCGCACCCUUACCAGAAGGACGGCAUAGCUGCAGGCAUGAAGAACCACAGAACAGGGCAUGUUGAGGACUUCAACAUGCACUCGUUCCACUUUGACGACCAGUACAACACCUUUCACAGCUAUGGUUAUGCGGUGGCCCCUGGCAGCCAAUCUGUGGUUGGUGACGAGGAGGCUCUUGCGGAGAAGAAAGGGGAGAGUGUGUACACAAUGGCAGGGCAGGCAAAGCGGAGAAAACCAAAUGCGGAGAGGAAAGCAGAGGAGGAGCAGAAGAAGGCUGAGCGUGGGGAGGCUGACCCAGAGGAGCCCUGGACGAUGCAGGUGCGGCAGCCGUGGGCGGAUGUGGAGGUGAAGGCGGCGCAGCCGACGGCGGAGCAGAUGGAGUGGCUGGAGAAGGAGGGCUUCCUCAAGGACGAGGAAGAGGAAGAGCCGGCCGAGGGCGAGGAGGGCGCCGAAAAGCCCAAGCGGGGCCGCAAGGGGCGGCAGGCGGCGGCGGCGAAGAUUCCGGAGAAGAGCCACUUCCACGGCAAGGAGGAGCGCAACCCAGUCACAGGGCGCACAUGGCUGGAUCCUCCCAAGAACAAGAAGAAGGAGAACGAGUAUUGUUACCUGCCCAAGAAGUGGGUGCACACCUGGUCGGGGCACACCAAGGGGGUCAACGCCAUCCGCUUCUUCCCUACCACUGGUCACCUGCUGCUGUCUGCUGGUCUGGAUGGCAAGGUGAAGAUCUGGGAUGUGUACGGCAAUGGCAAGUGCAUGCGCACCUACAUGGGCUUCUCUAAGGGUGUAAAGGACAUUUCCUUCAGCAACGACGGCAGAAAGUUCCUGAGCACGAGCUAUGACAAGGUGGUCAAGCUGUGGGACACAGAGACUGGGCAGGUGCUGCGGAGCUUCGGGGAGGGGAAGAUGUUUUUCACAGCGCGGUUCCACCCCAGCGAUGACAAACAGAAUGUCAUCAUGGGUGGCUGCGCCGACAAGAAGAUCCACCAGUGGGACUCCGACACUGGCGACCUCGUGCAGGAGUACAACUAUCACUUGGGCGCGGUGAACACGGUCACCUUCGUGGACGAGGGGCGGCGAUUCGUAUCCACGUCGGACGACAAAACGAUCCGCGUGUGGGAGUUUGGGAUCCCGGUGCAGAUCAAAUACAUCGCAGACCCCUCCCUACACUCCAUCCCCGCCGUGGCAGUCCACCCCAAUUCCCAGUGGCUCAUCGGCACCUCCCUGGACAACCAGAUUGUCACCUACGCCGCGCGCGAUCGCUUCCGCCAGAACCGGAAGAAGAUCUUCAAGGGGCACACGGUGGCAGGGUAUGCGUGCCAGCCCAACUUCUCGCCGGACGGGCGCUAUGUGAUGAGCGGGGACGGGGAGGGGCGGCUCUGGUUCUGGGACUGGAAGACAUGCAAGCCGUACCGGACUAUCAAGGCGCACGAGGGUGUUUGCAUCGAUGCAGAGUGGCACCCUCUGGAGAGCUCCAAGGUCGCCACCUGCAGCUGGGACGGCCAGAUCAAGUACUGGGACUGA